CACCCGCUCCAGUAUAGACGGUGGUCCGGCGCCGGCGGCAUGGGCGUCCUGCGGAGCACGCACAGCAUGCAGGCCGAGGUGGAGGAGAUGCGCGCCGCGCUGCUCCACGGGGGCGGCGCGGCAGGGUGGCAGCCCUCCGCCGGCGACCCGGGCGCCGUCAAGCGCGCGGCCGGCGGCCAGGAGGGCGACGCGGGCGCGCGCACCGUGUGCGUGACCGGCGGCAUAUCGUUCGUCGGCUUCGCCGUCGUCGACCGCCUCCUCCGCCACGGCUACACCGUGCGCCUCGCCCUCGAGACACAAGAGGACCUGGACAAGCUGAGGGAGAUGGAGAUGUUCGGCGAGGACGGCAGGGACGGGGUGUGGACGGUGAUGGCGAACGUGAUGGAACCCGAGAGCUUGCACCGGGCAUUCGACGGCUGCGCUGGCGUGUUCCAUACCUCGGCUUUCGUGGACCCGGGGGGCAUGUCCGGCUACACGAAACACAUGGCGACCUUGGAAGCCCAAGCGGCAGAGCGGGUGAUCGAAGCGUGCGUUAGGACGGAGUCCGUCAGGAAGUGCGUCUUCACCUCGUCCUUACUAGCAUGCGUCUGGCGGCAAAGCUACCCUCAUGACAGGCGAGGUCCUAGCAUCAUCGACGAGAAUUCCUGGAGCGACGAGACCUUCUGCCGCGACAAUAAGUUGUGGUUCGCGCUUGGCAAGACGGCAGCUGAGAAGGCGGCCUGGAGGGCAGCCCGAGGAAGAGACCUCAAGCUCGUCACCGUCUGCCCCGCGCUGGUCACCGGACCGGGAUUCCGCCGACGCAACUCUACCGCAUCCAUCGCAUACCUCAAAGGGUGUCGUGCAAUGCUGGCCGAAGGCGUCGUAGCGACUGCGAACGUCGAGACCGUCGCCGAGGCCCACCUCCGGGCGUACGAGGCGAUGGGUGACAACGCGGCCGGCGGGCGGUAUAUCUGCUACGACCGCGUGAUCCGGAGAGCCGAGGAGUUCGCCGAGCUAGAGCGGCAGCUGGGGAUGCCGAGCAGAGCAGCACCCACGCAGAGCGUCGACGACCGGCCGGCGAGGUUCGAGCUCUGCAAUCGGAAGUUGGGGAGACUCAUGUCGUCCAGGAGGAGGUGCACGUACGAGGACUAUUACCCUGUCAGGUUCGAGUAGGUUGCAGCAAGGCUGGCUGAUGGAAGAUUGAAGGCAGUUCAUUGGGAUCGGAGGAAGGUACUACCGUCUAUAAUCAGUAUCCGUUACAGCCCAAGCUAGGAACUAAGGAUGAAGAACGGACUGCCCUGAGUGGCCAAUGCUGCUUUUUUUUUAGUAAAAAAAAAAGUUUGUGCCAAUGCAGCUUGAAUGGAAGGGAUGGGAAGCAGAGAUGCAUAAUAGUGCCUGUUAUCGUCCUUUAGAAUGGGCAGGAGCGGUGAGCUUGGCUGUGCGCA
Lolium rigidum is the source of this 1424-nucleotide messenger RNA. RefSeq names its product cinnamoyl-CoA reductase-like SNL6. Lineage: Eukaryota; Viridiplantae; Streptophyta; Magnoliopsida; Poales; Poaceae. The transcript is spliced from 5 exons. Gene Ontology annotation, biological process: steroid biosynthetic process. The record is from RefSeq and is a predicted model, not a curated record. Gene Ontology annotation, molecular function: 3-beta-hydroxy-Delta5-steroid dehydrogenase (NAD+) activity. The coding region runs from base 40 to 1152 and encodes 370 amino acids.